Molecule: messenger RNA, 927 nt
Organism: Monascus purpureus
Lineage: Eukaryota; Fungi; Ascomycota; Eurotiomycetes; Eurotiales; Aspergillaceae
Source: the annotation of a GenBank genome assembly
AUGUCAUCACCAGGAGCUGGUCACGAAUUCCCUCCUCAGGCGGUUUCCUGGCAAAAGCGCGAUGUCCUACUGUUCGCCAACAGCAUCGGCUGCAAAGCUGACGAGCUACAUUUUCUUUACGAGCUUCAUCCUAACUUUGCUGUUUUUCCAACUUAUCCCCUGAUUCUGCCUUUCAAACUCACCGACCAAGAAGUCACCGAUUUCUAUUCCCGCCAAAAAUCUAACCCUAUCCCUGGUGUUCCAGCCUUCGAUUCUCGCCGCGUGGUUGAUGGACAGCGGAAACUGACCGUUUUGAAGCCCCUCCCAACGGCCAGCACGGGUAGGAAAUUUGAAUUACGGAACAAGGUCGUUGGGGUUUAUGAUAAAGGCAAGGCUGGAAGUGUGGUCGAAUCUGAGCAGUCGAUUGUGGAUAAGGAGACUGGAGAAGUAUACUCGAAGACUGUGAGCACCGCAUUCUUCGUUGGCCAGGGUAACUGGGGUGGUCCAAAAGGGCCCAGCAGUGCUAGUUAUCCGCCCCCCCGGGGAAAGAAUCCGGACGCAGUCUAUGUUGUUCAAACAACACCAGAAACAGCCCACCUCUAUCGUCUCAAUGGCGACUACAACCCUCUCCAUGCCACUCCGGAGCCAGGGCAAAAGAUGGGGUUCGGAGGAGCUAUAAUCCACGGCUUGUUCAGCUGGAAUUCUGCCGCCCACGGUGUGUUAAGAGAGCUUGGAGGCAGCAAUCCUGAUAAUCUCAGGGAGUUCCAAGCGCGUUUUGCUUCCCCCGUAAAACCAGGGGACAGGCUUACAACGGAGAUCUGGCGAACAGGAGCUGUCGAGGAUGGCUUUGAGGAGGUCCGGUUCGUCGCGAAGAAUGACAACGGCAAGGUUGUGUUGAGCAAUGGCCGGGCCUUGGUGAGAAUUGCUGCGCCCAAGAGCAAGCUGUGA